Anolis carolinensis (green anole) is the source of this 5040-nucleotide messenger RNA. RefSeq names its product zinc finger protein 436. The record is from RefSeq and is a predicted model, not a curated record. Gene Ontology annotation, biological process: regulation of DNA-templated transcription. The coding region runs from base 213 to 1724 and encodes 503 amino acids. NCBI's taxonomy places the organism in Eukaryota, Metazoa, Chordata, Lepidosauria, Squamata, Anolidae. The transcript has 5 exons.
GAGGAGGAGGCAAAGCAGCAGAACAAUGGCUGGACUGCAUUUCCCUGCAGCCUCUCUGUUGUGGCUUUGAGCAGCAGGCGGUGGGAGGGCAAGGAGGAGGACUACAAAUCCCAGGGCUCCUCUGGAGGGCGGGAGACAGGAGGGGAGGGGGGCCCUCGAAGGAGAGAAACAGGCCGGGGGAAAGUUGGCAGCCCCAAGAAGGCAGCAACAGGAUGAUGGCUGCAUUGGAAUCUGGAUUGCCUCCAUCCUCCAGAGAAAUGACAAAGGUUGCACUGAAGCCAGCUCAGAGCCUAGUGACUUUUGAAGAUGUGGCUGUUUAUUUCACAACCGGCGAGGGGGCUUUGCUGAAACCAAAUCAAAAAGCCUUAUACCUGGAAGUCAUGAUGGAGAAUUAUGGGAACGUGGCCUCCUUGGGAUUUUCAGGUCCAAAGCCUGAACUCAUCUCUCAGAUGGAACAAGGAGAAGAACUGUGGAUACCAGAUUCUCAGAUGAAAGGUGAUGCAGAGACCUUCAGUAUAGACUCAGGUGGUGUUUUGGGGAAAGCCUGGAGGCCCCCAUGUAGUGAACGUUAUGUUGUUGCUCCCCAGAGAUUUCCUUCUGAAAAGAAACCCUUCAGUCGUUCGGCUUUUGGGAAGCCCUCUUGUCAACAGCCAAACCUUAAGAUGCCACAAAAAACCCACAAGGGACAGAGAAGCUACAAAUGCCUGGAGUGUGGAGAAAGCUUUAAGCGGCAUUCCCUCUUCGUCCGCCACUGGCGUGUCCACACUGGGGAGAAUCCGUAUGAAUGCCAGGAGUGCGGGAGAAGUUACCUCCGGCCCUCAGCUUUGGUGAAGCACCGCCGUGUUCACAGCAUCAAGGAACCAAAAAACGUGUGUUUGGAGUGUGGGAAGCAUUUUGCCCGAGAAGCUUACCUGCUGGCCCACCAGGUGACCCACGUCCGAGACAGGCCCCGGAAAUGUUUGCAGUGCGGGGAAGACUUUGCCAACCACCCGUCUUACUUGAAGCACCAGAAAAACCAUAAGGGAAAGAAAUCUUAUAAGUGCCUGGAGUGUGGGGAGUGCUUUGCGGACCGGUAUCACGUGGUGGUUCACCAGAAAGUCCAUACGGAGUUGAACCGCUUCAAAUGCUCAGAAUGCGGGGAGUGUUUUGACCAGCAUUCAGCCCUCGUGAGUCAUUGGAUGGUCCACACUGGAGAGCAGCCCUAUGAAUGCCUCGAGUGCGGCAAAGGGUUCCCUCGGCCCUCAGCUUUGGUGAAGCACAGCCGUGUUCACAGCACCAAGAAACCAAAAAACGUGUGUUUGGAGUGUGGGAAGCAUUUUGCCCGAGAGGUUAACCUGCUGGCCCACCAGGUAACCCACGUCCGAGACAGGCGCCGAAAAUGCUUGCAGUGUGGGGAAGACUUUGCCAACUACCUGGCUUACUUGAGGCACCAGAAAAUCCAUAAGAAAAAGAGAUCUUAUAAGUGCCUGGAGUGUGGGGAGUGUUUUGAGUACCGGUAUCACAUGGUGGUUCACCAGAAAGUCCAUAUGGAGACGAACCCCUUCAAAUGCUCCGAGUGCGGGGAGUGUUUUGAUGAGCAUUCGGCCCUCGUGAGUCACUGGAUGGUCCACACCGGAGAGCAGCCCUAUGAAUGCCGUGAGUGCGGCAAAGGGUUCCCUCGGCCCUCGGAGCUUGUGCUGCAUUGCCGGGUCCAUACAGAAAAGGAAUCCUACACGUGCUCCUAGUGUGGGAAAUGUUUCACCUAACAGUCGGGUCUGGUGAGGCACCAGCGAGUGCACUCUGGAGAAAAACCCUUCCCUUGUUCGGAGUGCGGCAAGCGCUUUGCAGACCGAUGGAAUGUCUUGGCUCACCAGAGGGUCCACACGGGGGACAAACCCUACAAAUGUUCAAGGUGUGGGAAAUGCUUUUCUCAUCGGUCGCAUGUCCUGAAUCACCAGAAAUCCCACUUGAAAUAUUAUGCAAAUGCUGAUAACAGCCCGGGAGAGUUGGUCACAAAGGAGUUACCUCACCCAAGGACAAUCAAACCAGAGCCUGGAAGCAACGAAUUACAAGUAACGAAAUGAAAUGACUGGUAAUAAGAAAUUUUCCAGCAAUUUGGUGGAAUGAAUUAAUAUUUCACAAAUGUAAUGAGUGGGAAUGAAGUUAUUGUAUUGGUUCCAGUUGCAGUUGAUUUUUAUAGUUUCAUAUAAAUGACAUUUUGCCAUAUAUUUCUUAUAUCAAACGUUUUAUGCCAUUCUCUCCUCAAUCUUAAGAUGUUUUGAAAAUGAAAUCAGCACUUUAACAACAAUAGCGUAAAGUCCAUGUCUCCACGAUUGAAAGCAAAAUUGUGUUCCGUGCUCAGAAUCAAAGAUGUUCUUCUUUUUCCUAUUUGAUGCAAAUGGCAAAAGAUCUUUGGGUGACAUCAUUUGUGGUAGUUAGAAUUUAGUUUUAAAAAUAACGGAACCUGGUUUGGACCUGUCUGUUAAAUGACAAACCUUCCGAUAUCUAGAUUGGAAGGUAAAUGAUCCAGAGCCUAUUGCUGACCUACAUUUAUUUAUUUGUUAAGAUUUGAAUCUAUUAAAAUAUUUGUAUCCUACCCUAUAUCUUGGAUAGUAUGCCUCAAUAUUUUGUUUACAAUUUGAAACGGUAGAAAGUAAAGUGAAUAAUGUAAAGCGCCUUAAAACAGGGCCCACAGUUCUAAACCAGCAGCUACUUUAGUUACAUAGCUUAGUAGCAUCUCGCACCAAAUCUGCCUCCAUUCCAAUGUGGACUUAAUGGGCAGCUGCUAUAGCAAGUAACAAGAGUCUUCUCUUUUUAAUUGAGAUGUGGCAGGAGGCCACCUCAUUUCUUGAGGUGGACUCUGGUGUGACAGUAGGUUUAGGUUUUCCCCUGACAUUAAGUCUAAUCAUAUCUGACUAUGUGGGUUGGUGUUCAUCUCCAUUUCUAAGCCGAAGAGCGAGCGUUGUGCAUAGACACCUCCUAGGUCAUGUGGCUGGCAUGACUGCAUGGAGCGCCAUUAGCUUCCCAUCGGAGCGGUACCUAUUGAUCUUAUCACAUUUGCAUGUUUUCGAACUGCUAGGUUGGCAGAACUGGAGGCUAAUAGCGGAAGCUCACCCCGCUCCCUGGAUUCGAACCGCCAACCUAGUAAGAAACAAAAUUCAUAUCAUAAUUCGUACUUGCAUUGGAGAUGGGUGGGAACGUCUGUUUGCUGCAUCCUGAUUGGCCAGAGAACAGACCCUUGUCACUUUUCAGAGUCUGUCUGGUAAAUAACAGAAUUUGGAUAGUUUCAUGAUCCCUAUGGAUUCUCUACACCAGUGGUUCUCAACCUGUGGGUCCCCAGAUGUUUUGGCCUUCAACUCCCAGAAAUCCUAACAGCUGGUAAACUGGCUGGGAUUUCUGGGAGUUGUAGGCCAAAACACCUGGGGACCCACAGGUUGAGAACUGCUGCUUAACACUAUUCAAUACAUAACAUCUGUAAACAUUAACUCUAGGGUUACGUAUUCGUAACUGAAUCGGUCAUGAAUUUCAGUCAUAGAAUUUGAUAACUUAAGUCUGUACAAAUUUAAAGCAAGAAUUUUAAGACACAUCUGCACUGACCAUUUAAUGCAGUUUCAAACUGGGUUUUGAUGUGCAGAUAAUUACAUUGAAAGUCGUGGAACCCAUUUGAGGCCCGGAUGAUGUUUGCACAAACCACAGAGUAUUGAUGCACAUCAGAGCUUUUCUUCAUAUGUUUUUGUAGGAACCUGUAAUCUGGCCACCACAGUUUGGAGCUAGCCUUGAACUCCAUUAAAUGGUCAGUGUAGAUGGGGCCAAGGCACCAAAGGUUUUAAUGAAGGCAUGUGGUAUUGAAAUGAAGGCAGCGUUGUCACCAGUCAAGCCUCUGAAUGAAGGUUAUUCCUCAAUCGGAACUGGCGACAAGACACAUCAAAGCAUAACAUGAAGAGCAAAAGACAGUCUGAGGUGUUUGGACACCAGUUUGCCUUUUAUGAAAAAGUCUGGUCAGUUCUCUAGACUUUACCUCAUCUUUCUCAUACAGGUUGAGUAUCCCUUAUUUGAAAUGCUAGAGACCAGAAGUGUUUUGGAUUUUGGGUUAUACAUGAUGAGAUAUCUUUAAGGUGGGACCCAAGUCAAAACAUGAACUUCAUUUAUAUUUCAUGUACAUGUAAUACACAUAGCCUCGUCAUUUCAUCCACAAUAUUCAUUAUAAUGUGCGUGAAAAGUAUGAAAUUAUAAAAAUCAAAAACUUGUGAAAUUAUGAAAACCAGAGAGUUAAUGGAGGGUCACCAUUUCAGCCACAGAAAGUAGGAAAAACAAUGUUGGAUUUUGGAGUAUUUUGGAAUUCCAUUUAAAGGCUCCUCCACCUGUACAGUCUCCUAGGACCACCUGACUGGGAUGCUUUAACAUUUUAAUUCAGAACAAGUUCAAAACUUUGCUGUUUCAUUCAUUUGUAUUUCAGUUGUCUUACAAUUAAUGAUUCUUUAGAUAUUUUGCCUAGGUGUGAUUAAACUGUUACUCCUUUUGUUAGAUUCUGCUCCUCCCUGAACAAAGCUGCCGUGUGUGCCUUUUUUACAGAGUGAGUUUUUGCCGAUUUAGGUUUAUCCUGCUGUGGAUCAUAUUUCGCUGCUUUAUUUUAUAGUUUUCUUUUUUUAUUAUUCCUGGGCUAAGCUGAGUUUUGUGAGCUCUCAUUUACUUCAGUUUGGACCAAUUUUCAGUUUACCUUUUCUUAUUUUUCUCCUUUCUGCAACUUUUAAGAUAAAGUACUAGAUAGCUCUAAAUGCAGUAAGCUUUAACUAGAGGGCUGGUGGAAGAUUAGUGGGAAACCUAGCAUUUUUAUAAACGGUCAUGAUUAAAUGCCUUAUGCGUUAAAGAAUUGUACGUAGAAGGCAAUUGCACUUGAUGCCAUAGCCCAACAUGUUCUACAUAGCGCACUUUUCAUUUAAUUAUGUUUUUUUUCUGCAGUGCAUUUCUUUUCCUCUGAUAUCAUAUAUAUUGUUCUGAUUUUUUGUUUAUCUCAUGGAAUUUAAAUGAAAUAUGCAAUAAAUGUAAACCCAUUUAUUUUAA